UGCGAUUUUUAGGACAAUCACCAACAGUUGUCGAACGCACUCCGAACGACCCAAGAUGUUUUUCAAGUUGUCACUUCUUUCUCUUUUGAGUUUGGCUGUUCUGGCGCACCCAAGUGCCAGGAUCCAACCGAGUCCCGAAGAAAAGAGGUUGGAAGAAGCGGGAGGUUUCUUCCAAGGUGAUAUGCGUUUCCCACCCGGUCGUAAUGGUUUGACCAACAGCAACCAAAGAUGGACUAACAACGUUGUUUACUACGAUAUCAGUCCCUCUUUCACUGAACCAGAGAAGAACUACAUCCUUGGAGCCAUCAAUGCCAUCCAGGCUGCCAGCUGUGUUAGGUUCGAAAGAAGGACCAACCAAAACAAUUAUGUUUAUGUCACUCGUGAAAACUCUGGUUGUUGGUCUUAUGUUGGUAUGAUUGGAGGCAGACAAGAUUUGAACUUGCAAGCCAAUGGAUGUGUAUACCACGGAACAGCCGUUCACGAGUUCCUCCACGCUCUUGGAUUCCAUCAUCAACAAAGUGCAUCCAGCCGCGACAAUUACGUCAGCAUUGAAUGGGGAAACAUCCAAUCUGGACUGGAAGGCAACUUCGACAAAUAUUCAUCAUCUUACGUCACUGACUUUGGCUAUGGAUACGACUACGAAAGUAUUAUGCAUUACGACCAAUACGCUUUCAGCAAGAACGGAGGAAGGACUAUUACAACUCAUAACCCUGCCUACCAAAGCGUCAUUGGAAACCGUGGUGAUUUGAGCCACGCUGAUAUCCAAAAACUCAGGGCUAUGUAUGGCUGCUGAAUCUAUUAUAUGUAGUUAAGUCAAAUUGAACUACAAUAAAAAGGCACGACUAACUGA
Molecule: messenger RNA, 850 nt
Organism: Hermetia illucens (black soldier fly)
Lineage: Eukaryota; Metazoa; Arthropoda; Insecta; Diptera; Stratiomyidae
Product: zinc metalloproteinase nas-6-like
Exons: 3
Coding region: 56-793 (245 amino acids)
Biological process (GO): proteolysis
Molecular function (GO): metalloendopeptidase activity; zinc ion binding
Source: RefSeq, a predicted model, not a curated record